UCCACGUCACCUACUAAAUAGCUUUGCAAUAAAUUUGCAGCUGAGGGCUUGUUGACCAGGAAGUCAUCUCUGUGGUGCAAACAUUCUGCAUUUCUCUUGUAAUUGUCCCACUCGACCUCGUGGCGACGCUCUUUGAAUAUUUGAGUCAUCUAUGGCGUGUUCUGCUGUAACUGUGUCAGUGAAACUGGAGCAUUGGGUGAGAGCAAGAACAUGCGUGUAAGUCUCUCUAUGUGCAUGUUUGUGUGAUGGAGGCAGAGGAAAAGUAUGUGUGUGUGCGUGUGUGCAUGAGUGUGCUCGUGUACGCGCGUGUGCACUUGUGUGUGAUAGAGGCAGAGAAAAAAAGUACAUGAGUGGGUGUUUGGAGAGGGAGAGAGAGAAAGCAGCAGAGAGAGAGAGAGAGAGAGAUGAAAUGGAAAGAGAGAAUCCAAGCUGACAGCUUCCCUAAUAGAGCAUGAGUAACUCGGCUAGAGACGCAGGGAAGCGUCGGAUUGCAGCAUAAUUUUCAGUUCGACAUUUUCAGGAGCGUGUUUAGGAUUUAGCUCUGUUUUCGACGGCUUAUGAACAUCGGAGAGAAUCUCUAAAAAUGGACCGGAGAAUCAACUUUGAACACUGGAGGGAAUUAUUCUUUUUUUGUUUGAUUUUUUCUGUGUCAUCUGGAGAGGUGCGUUAUGUCCUUCCAGAGGAGAUGCAGCCGGGUUCUGUGAUUGGGAACGUUGCGCGAGAUCUCGGUGUGGAAGCGAGGGAGCUCAAUGCUCGCCGUGCCCGUGUUGUUGCAGACGGAACCAGUCAGCUGUGUGAACUGGAUCUGCCAUCAGGCAAUCUUUUGAUCAGUCAACGGAUUGACCGAGAGGAGCUCUGUGCGCAAGGCAGCGUGUGCACCAUCCAACAUCAGCUUUUAUUUGAGGAUCCUCUUCAAGCAUUCAGCCUACUUUUAGACAUUGCCGACAUAAACGACAAUACUCCAGUGUUUGCUGCACAGGAGAUCAACCUUGAUUUGGUGGAGUCCACCGUUCUUGGGAGACGUUUUCCCCUGGAGAGUGCGCAUGACCCUGAUCUGGGCACAAACUCCAUCAGUGAAUACAAACUGAGUCCCAACGAUCAUUUUGGCCUGGAAAUGAGUACCCAAAUAAAUGGCAACUCAUAUCCAGAGCUUGUUCUGAAAAAGGCGUUAGACCGAGAAACACAAGCUGAGCAUGUGCUGAAAAUCAAUGGCAUCGACAGGGGAAGUCCAGCCAGAACUGGUACCGCUUCUAUCCGUAUCCGUGUUUUGGACUCCAAUGAUAAUGUCCCAGUGUUCAGCCAGCGCCUUUACAGAGCAUCUGUACCGGAGAACUCUGUCACAGGAACUUUAAUAGCACAACUGAAUGCCACAGACUUGGAUGACAGCCUCUAUGGAGAGAUAACAUACUCUUUCAGUCACCUGACGGACAAGACCAGAGGAGUUGUUGACAUUGACCCACGGAGUGGUGAAGUUCGAGUGGCAGGUGUCAUUGACUACGAGGAGGCGAGUUCUCACGAGUUGGAUGUGCAAGCUAAAGACGGAGGCGGCCAGGCCUCCCACUGCAAACUCAUCAUCGAUGUCAUCGAUGUCAAUGACAACAAACCUGUGAUUGAAAUCAAGUCGGCGUCAGCUAACAUACUGGAAGAUUCCAAACCUGGAACGAUGGUGGCCCUCAUCAAUAUUUAUGACAUGGACACGGGAAAUAGCGGACACGUCACAUGUUCGAUUCCUGACAAUGUCCCAUUUCAAAUUGUAUCGGAGGUGAAAAACUAUUAUAUGUUAGUGACAGCUGGGAAACUAGACAGAGAGGUUCAAUCGGAGUAUAACAUUACCAUAACUGCCACUGACUCAGGCUCUCCUUCACUGGAGAGCAAAAAAGUUUUAUCAAUCGUGCUUACCGAUGUAAAUGACAACCCUCCCAUUUUUACACAGCGCGAGUACACUGCCAACAUCUUGGAAAACCAACCUGUUGGCACGUUUGUUAUGAAAGUAACGGCCCAGGACAUAGACGAUCCGUCCAAUGCUAAAUUAAAUUACCAAAUAUCAAAAGAGACAAAUCUGGACGUUUCCUCCUUCCUUACCAUUAACAUGGAAACGGGCGAGCUUUUCACAUCGCGGCUAUUCGAUUACGAGCAGUCAGUUUAUUUCCAAAUCAAAGUGGAGGCCCGAGACGGAGGUGACCCCCAACUCACCACCACCUGCACUGUCAAUGUUUUUAUCAAAGACCAAAAUGACAACAUGCCAGUUGUCCUAUAUCCUGUACAAGCCUUCAUUGCUGAGGAUGUAGUUCCCCUUGAAGCGCCAAGAGGUUAUUUAGUGACCAAGGUGGUGGCCGUAGACGCUGACUCGGGCCACAACGCGUGGUUAUCUUACAGAAUAAUCAAAGAAACGCAGCCAAAUUUGUUUAUGGUGGGUUUACACACAGGCGAAAUUAGAACCACGCGAGCCUUUAUGGAGCUUGAUGAACCCAAACAAACAGUCGUUAUUGUGGUAACAGAUAAUGGGCCGGUGUCUCUUUCUGCCACGGCCACCGUUAGCAUCGCCAUUGGCGAGGGGUUGCCAGUUCUACAUGAACUCUUUGAGCUGGCUGAGGAAUCUCAGGGCAGCGAUAGCUUGAGGCUUUAUUUGAUAAUUGCCCUCUUCACCGUUUCUUUUCUCUUAAUCCUUUUAAUCAUCGGAGUGUUUUAUUAUAAGCUUUGUCGCCGUAGCUACGUGUACCGUUCGACUAGUGCCAGCCUCCCUGUUUUCCCCACCACGUACUAUCCACCUAGUUUUACAGAUUUUAGUCGCUGUGGGACAUUGCUGAAAGACGAUCGCUUUGAUCCGUUUCUGACCACCGGCUCAUGGAGAGGUGACUUUCGCUUUGGUUCAAACACGGAUACUGACACGCUAAAGAAAAGGAGCGCGGCUUAUCAAAAGAACACACUUAGGCGCACGAGUGCCGACAGAUCUACUCUAAAGGUGAGGGCCGGUCCCUCACAUCCUUGUUAUGUGAUCGCUUGAAAACUGACUGCAAUUAUUGCACGUGCAGUAGUUGUAAAAAGGUCUAAAUACCCGUGCUGAAAUGACAGGUUUUCUGUGAUCAAAAAUAAGACCAAGAUAAUCAGUUCAAAAGUUGUUUUUGCCAAUUUUCAACAUUGAGGGAAUUAGUAGUUUUCUUUACAGAAAAACUUGAGGCUUCUGCUAGAAAGAAAGAUGUCUGAAAAAGCGUACUUGAACAUCUGAACUUUAUUUGUAGUUAAUCCGAGGGACUUUGAAUCGUGCACACUUGUGCAACCAUAUUAUCAGAAUUUAUAUUUACUUCCCAUCACAUUUGUUGUCCAAUUGCAUUGUACAGAUCACAUUUAUGGUGGAUAAGGUUUUGAAAUUAUUUAUCUAAAAUCUGGGUUUAUAGAGGGGUUUGUAGACAUUUUGUAUUGCCUCUGUUUUGUGAACAAAAUGAAAAAAAAAGGCACUCGCCAGCUAUUCAAUUGAGGCUGCACACCGUUUGGUGUUAGACAUUUGUAAUAUGACUUAUAUAAAUACAGUAUUCUAUUAUCCUAAACUAUGCAUGACAUCUUGAUGCAGUACAAUUCAACAUCUUUACAAAGUGCAGCCAUAACAAAAGUAUUGUAAAUUAAAUAAUUCUGGAGGUGCGGCCUGUGUAUGCAAAUUGUGAUCACAAACUGUUAAGAUAUGACAUGGCAUCAUUAAAUAUUUUUAAUACGUGGAAUUAUGUUCUGUAUUAAUGCAUGGAUUUAUUCAUCUUGAAAAUAAGUAUAUGAAGCAAUCAACUAAAAUAGUCUCAAAUUAUAACUCAUAAUUGCUUUGUGUUGUGUUUGUUAAUUAAGUACCGUGCUACUGAUUACUUUUUUUCUUGUAAUGUUAGUCAGGUUUUAAUGAUCUUUUAUGGCAGUAAGAUGAGGUCUCUUCUGCAAUAUUUUCUCAACUGUUUCUAUUUUUAUCUCAUUUACUUCAAUAAAAAACAUUUUGAGUGGACUGUCAGACCUGUAAAAGAUUCCUCAACCAGCAUGAUACAGCUUGUAAUUUCAAGUUCACCAGACUCCAACUCUCCUUUUUUGUCCUUUACAAAUACAAAAUAUCUUUUUUCCCCCUUCUCAUUUUGUAAUGAUCAGUUUUUAGCAUGUCUCAGUCUUUUUGCCUCAUCCUUGUCUUGUGCACACAGGUCAGAGCUGUUACCUUUUAAAU
Molecule: messenger RNA, 4189 nt
Organism: Syngnathus typhle (broad-nosed pipefish)
Lineage: Eukaryota; Metazoa; Chordata; Actinopteri; Syngnathiformes; Syngnathidae
Product: protocadherin gamma-A2
Exons: 1
Coding region: 584-3004 (806 amino acids)
Biological process (GO): homophilic cell-cell adhesion
Cellular component (GO): plasma membrane
Molecular function (GO): calcium ion binding
Source: RefSeq, a predicted model, not a curated record